Messenger RNA from Pipistrellus nathusii (Nathusius's pipistrelle), 732 nucleotides. The record is from the annotation of a GenBank genome assembly. Lineage: Eukaryota; Metazoa; Chordata; Mammalia; Chiroptera; Vespertilionidae.
AUGAUUUGUUCUUUUCUACGAGCUGUACAGUAUACGGAGAAGCUGCACAGGUCCUCGGGGAAGCGCUCGUAUUUGCCAUACUUUGUACUUAACAAAGCUUGCUUGAAGACUGAGGCCAGUUUGAGAUGGGGGCUGCACGAGCAGAAAACGGUGCCAUCUGGAUGUAUCCUUGGAGUCACCCCGAGGACCAUCUGGACACAGGGACAGGGCCUCCAGAGGGCAAAGGAGGACAACAACAAGCAAGUAUCUGUGCACAGUCAGAGAGGGGAAACCGCCAUCUCAGCAGCACAGAAAGUUAAAGAAGCUGGAAGAGAUUUUACCUAUUUAAUAGUGGUGAUUAUUGGAAUCAGCAUUACAGGUGGCCUGUUUUAUGUGAUAUUUAAAGAACUUUUUUCUUCAUCCAGUCCUAAUAAGAUAUAUGGGAAAGCCUUAGAAAAGUGCAGAUCACAUCCGGAGGUAAUAAGUGUCUUUGGUGAGCCUAUUAAAGGAUAUGGGGAGCAGACAAGACGUGGUCGAAGGCAGCACGUCAGUUUUAUUGAAUAUGUAAAGAAUGGGCUGAAACACGUGCGAGUGAAGUUCUACAUCCAGGGUUCCGAGCCUGGGAAGCAGGGGACAGUGCAUGCGGAAGUGAAGGAGAACCCAGAAAGUGGUGAAUAUGAAUUCCGAUAUAUAUUUGUAGACCUUGAAGCUUAUCCUAGAAGAACUAUUGUCCUUGAAGAUAACCGAUCCUGA